AUGCGUUCGUUAUGGGGUUUAAUUGCUGUGGUAGCAUUUGCAACUUUUUACUUAUGUUUACUCUCCACGUUCCUUCCACCGGUUCGGCACACACUCCACACAGACACCACUGAUCUGGAACACACAGCUAAGUCGCAGGAAGAAGAACUCAGACUGAAGUUCCCAUCUGACCUGGAGGAACUAAGGGAACUAGCUGACCUGCUAAAGUUCUAUAAAACAGAACACAUUGGCUAUGUCUUCAUCCUCUUCUGCAGUGCCUACCUGUACAAGCAAUCCUUUGCUAUCCCAGGCUCAUCAUUUUUGAACAUGCUGGCAGGGGCAUUGUUUGGACCAUGGGAUGGGCUCCUCAUUGCCUGCAUUUUGACCACAGUAGGUUCCACCAACUGCUACCUGCUUUCUCGCACAUUUGGCAAACGCCACAUUGUCAGGCUCUUCCCUGAAAAGGUGGCCAUGCUGCAGAAAAAGGUGGAAGAACACAGGAAUAGUUUGUUUUUUUUCUUGCUUUUUCUACGGUUCUUUCCCAUGACACCAAACUGGUUCUUGAACAUCACAUCCCCAAUCCUCAACAUCCCCAUCCAUAUAUUCUUCUUCUCAGUCCUCAUUGGUCUAAUACCCUACAACUUGAUCUGUGUUCGGACUGGAGCCAUCUUGUCAGAGAUCCACUCUUUGGAUGAUAUCUUUUCAUUGGCCACUUUGCUGCAACUUUUACUGAUGGCAUGUAUGGCUCUACUUCCUGGUGUUUUAAUACGCCACUACAGUAAAACCCACUUCAAUCUUGAUGGCCUGGAACCCAAUGGACACCAAAUGGUUCAUAAGUAUCGCAAAACCAGAUGA
Messenger RNA from Triplophysa dalaica, 834 nucleotides. It is a transcript of the gene tmem41ab, whose product is annotated as transmembrane protein 41ab. Bases 1 to 834 code for a protein of 277 amino acids. Lineage: Eukaryota; Metazoa; Chordata; Actinopteri; Cypriniformes; Nemacheilidae. The transcript is spliced from 5 exons. The record is from RefSeq and is a predicted model, not a curated record.